GCAGGAGGCGUGGGCGGGACCGUCCGGGGGCGGGGCCAGCCCCGGCUCUCCGCUGUCCCGGGUCCUGGAGCACUCCCCGCCCGGCCGGCCUCUCUCCGGUCUCCCGGACGCCUCCCCCGGCUGGCCGAGCCGCGGGGUGUGCAGGGCCGGACUCCCCGGGCCGGGCAACUGCCGUUCAGCCCUGCCUCACCCCGGGCGCUGCGCUCUGGGCCAGGAGACCGCGAGGUCCUCGGCGGGUUCAGCUCCGGGACCGGGCGAACGCUGAGGGUCCUGCCCCCGGGCUGCGUCCCUGGGGGCUCCAAGGACGAGGGCUCUGUGCACACCCCUGCCUGGUGGCUUCCGGCGUGAACAUGGUGCAGAAGUACCAGUCUCCUGUCCGCGUCUACAAGUAUCCGUUCGAACUGGUCAUGGCGGCCUACGAGAAGCGCUUCCCCACCUGCCCGCAGAUCCCCGUCUUCCUGGGCAGCGAGGUUCUACGCGAGUCCCACAGCGCCGACGGCGCGGUGCACGUGGUGGAGCGGAGCUGCCGGCUGCGCGUGGACGCCCCGCGCCUGCUGCGGAAGAUCGCAGGCGUAGAGCACGUGGUCUUCGUGCAGAGGAACGUGCUGAACUGGAGGGAGCGGUCUCUCCUCAUCGAGGCGCACAACGAGACGUUCGCCAGCCGCGUGGUGGUCCAGGAGAACUGCAGCUACACGGUCCACCCCGAGAAUGAAGACUGGACCUGCUUCGAGCAGUGUGCCUCGCUGGACAUCCGGUCCUUCUUUGGUUUUGAGAAUGCCCUGGAGAAACUGGCCAUGAAGCAGUACACUGCCAACGUCACCAGGGGCAAGGAGGUGAUUGAGCACUACCUGCAUGAGCUCAUCGCCCAGGGCACCUCUCACAUCCCCCGAUGGACGCCUGCCCUGGUCUGCGAGCCGGACACCCCCAGCCAGCCUGGCCCACAAGACCCUGGUACCCAAGAGGCUGGUGGGCCCAGCGUUGCCCCGCCCCCCGCUCCAGAGACUGUGGGUGCUGAUGGGCACGAGCUGGACGCCGACCACCUGGAGAGGCGCCUGGGCCGCCUCACCCCUGCGCAGGAGAGCUGCCUGCUCCGGCUGCGGCUCUGGCUGCAGGAGACCCACACGGGCAAGAUCCCCAAGGAUGAGCACCUGCUCCGGUUCCUGCGGGCCCGUGACUUCCACCUGGACAAGGCCCGGGAGAUGCUGUGCCAGUCCCUGAGCUGGCGGAAGCAGCACCAGGUGGAUGUGCUCCUUGAGACCUGGAGGCCCCCUGCCCUCCUGCAGGAGUUUUACGCGGGGGGCUGGCACUACCAGGAUGUCGAUGGCCGCCCGCUCUACAUCCUGCGCCUGGGCCAGAUGGACACCAAGGGCUUGAUGAAGGCAGUGGGGGAGGAGGCGCUGCUGCAGCACGUUCUCUCCAUCAACGAGGAGGCUCAGAAGCGAUGCGAAAGGAACAGCAGACAGCUCGGCCGGCCCAUCAGCUCCUGGACCUGCCUCCUGGACCUGGAUGGGCUCAACAUGCGGCACCUGUGGCGGCCGGGAGUGAAGGCGCUGCUGCGCAUGAUUGAGGUGGUGGAGGCCAACUACCCUGAGACCCUGGGCCGGCUGCUCAUUGUGCGUGCGCCCCGCGUCUUCCCUGUGCUCUGGACGCUGAUCAGCCCCUUCAUCAACGAGAACACCAGGCGCAAGUUCCUCGUCCACAGUGGCCGCGACUGCCAGGGUCCUGGCGGCCUGGUCGACUACCUGGACAGAGACGUGAUCCCCGACUUCCUCGGCGGGGAGAGCCUGUGCAAUGUCCCUGAAGGAGGCCUGGUCCCCAAGUCCCUCUACCUGACGGAGGCGGAGCAGGAGCACACGGAGCAGCUGCGGCAGUGGAGUGAGACCUACCAUUCAGCCAGCGUGCUCCGCGGGGCCCCUCACGAGGUGGCGGUGGAGAUUCCAGAAGGGGAGUCGGUCAUCACCUGGGACUUCGACGUCCUGCGAGGUGACUUGGUGUUCAGCUUGUACCACACCAAGCAGAUGCCCACACCAGGCCCCUGGGAGCCUGGGACCAGGGCCGGCGGGCCAUUGAUCAACAGGAGCUGGGUCCUGGGCACAGAUUACAGCCGUGUGCAGGCUUCCCUCCUCUGCCGGGAAGGGGAGAGCAUCCAGGGCUCUCACGUGACGCGGUGGCCGGGGGUCUACCUGCUCCAGUGGCAAGUGCACAACGCCCCCUGUGGCACAGCCUGCAGCCUCCCGGGAGUGGAUGCUGCCCUGACCGCCCUGCACAGCCCCGGCCCCAGGUGCAAGCUCCUCUACUACUACGAGGUGCUCGCAUCCGAGGACUUCAGGGGCUCCAUUUCCAGCCUGGAAUCCUGCACCAGCGGCUUCUCCCAGCUCAGUGCCGCCACCUGCUCCUCCUCCUCCGGCCAGUCCCACAGCAGCUCCCUGGUCUCCAGAUAGCUGGGGGCUGUGGCUCACCUCUCCAGUACGGAAGUCUCCGGGAUGAGAAGCCAGCCUGCCGCCAGGGCUGGAGCCCUGGGCCAAGACACUGCCCACCAUGGGGGUGCGGCGUGGGCGGCAAGGACCCUGCUCCCGGCCCCUGUGCAAUGCGAGCUUCCCACAGGGAAAGGCCAAGAUGUGUCGAUUGGCCACCUUUAGGGCUCCCCAGGUCUGGGCUCAGGCCUGGCUGUAUUUCCCCAGGUCAGCUUCCUUCUCAGAGGACUUGCUGGCUGCCAAUGGGAACCUCUUUCUCCCAGCGGUUCCAAUCUAGCUCCCAGGAUAGCCUCUUGGCAGGAACACCCCCCCCCCCCACUCACCAAUCUGUCGCCAAGGGGGAAAGAAGACAGAGCAAGACCAGCGGGUGAGGAGAUGCCGAGUUGGGAGGCCUGGGUGCGGAGAUGCCGAGUUGGGAGGCCUGGGUGCGGGUCCAGCCUUGUUCUCUCUUGCACCUGGUGAGAGAGGCGGGGCCAGCUGCCCCAAGCCUGUCACUAGGGCUCCCAGUCUCCAAGGCCGAGAUCUGAGGGAGGCUCUGAUGGGCCCUGCACAGCCACACGCCCACUCCCUGACCGUCUGGACCCAGGAGCCGGCGUGCGAUCAGCGUUCCCUCCAUGGCUGGGGGAGCUGGGCAGCAGCACCCGCAGACACCCAUGAUGGCAUCCGCUCUGGUUCUCCUCCUGCAUGGAGGUCCCUGGAACCCCCCCGUGUGGCGUCAUCAGUAGCCGUUUUGCUGUGGGAGUCUCGGAGUGAAAAACGACCCCUGCAAGGGGCUGCCUCACACUUGGCUUCACAUACCCAGCCCCCGGCUUGGGCUUCUUUCCCCAUCUACCUGUUGAUCUGGCCAGGACGACCCAGAACAACGUGACUGGUGGUGGUUAGGAGCCUGUGUUUCACAGUGAGACCAGCGUUCAAGCCCCAUCCUUCUGUCCACUAACAGUGGAGCCUCGAGCGUGUAACUCAACCCGUGCCUCAGUUUCCUCAUCUAUGAAAUGGGGACAGCAGUGCCUACCUCACUGGGGUGAGUGCCCAGCGUACACAAAGAGUGCUCAAUAAAUGUGGGUGGUGGUUCCAGUCACGUAGUGUGGCUCACCCAGGAAACCGCCUUCCCCUGGGAUGCAGGGUUCCGAGUACCCAGAGCACAGUGGCAGCGGGUACUAAGCCGGGUGCUUGCAUUUCCUGCGUGAAUCCGCUCAUGUGAAAGAGCGUCUUUCUGGGCAGAAUUUGCCCCAGCCGGAGCCUGAAACAAGGGGCGUGUGCGGUUGUUUAUUUUCUUCCUGGCCUGCCUUCUCUGCAACGCCCUGCCUCCCUGGGAGAUGGACUGUUCUAGGAGACCUUAACUCUCCAACACAGCCUGUGCGGUCACCUGUCUGCCUGACCCAUGCCCCAGCCAGAGGCAUUAAACCUUUCAGACCUCGUCCAUUUCUGUCGUCAGUGUCCCAAGCCCUGGAGGUCUCCCUGGGCCCGGUCAGAAACUUCCUAAGCCGGAAGAGCAUUCUCCAGGGGGCGGCAUCACCCCCUCAGGGGCUGCAUGUUCCACGCACAGGGUGCAGGUGGUGGGGCCGGCUUCCCACAGCCCCCACGGCCGGAGGUUUAUUCUCUCACACCCUGGAGGCCAGAAGUCCGGAAUCAGCAUGCGCAGGGCCCGGCUCCGUCUGCGGGAUCCUUCCCGGCAGCUCCAGGCGCCCCUUGGCUGGUAGCCACGUCGCUGCCGUCUCAGGUUCCAUUUCCACAAGCUUCCCCCGCUGGGAGUCUCCUCUGACCAGACCCACUCACCCUAAACCCAGCGUGCUGGCAUCCUGAGCUCGUAUUUCCUAAGAAGGCUGUGUUCUGGGGUUCUGGAAUCUUGGGAGUGGCCUCCUGGAGUCUACCUGCCAGGUGUCCAGGUGGCAGUGAGCGCCCUACAGGCUAUUUUCCUACUUCUGGGAACCUGGUGCCCUGAAGCUCCAUGUCCAAGGACAGCCAAGUCCUGACGCCACAGGGUGUGAGGGACCAGGGCCAGGGCACUGCGGCCCCCCGGGAGCUCUCGGCACACGGAGCAGGGUGCUGGCUGCCGUACAGGUCUGGGGCCUCUGAGACCCCCGCAGUUGGAACCAGAGGCCAGCAGGUAUGGCUCCUGUAUGUGGUGGCACUGGGGCGACCAUCCACCCAGCUUCUGGGUCUUCCACCCAGCCCUGCCUUCCACAUCUGAUCCCACGGGGGAGACGGCCCCCUCCCACCCCCACACCAUGUAUUCACUUGUGCACCGUGGCUUUCUCGUGGCUUUCUCCUGAGGUGGGGCCGAGAAGGAACAGCCCUGGGGAGGAAGACAGUUCCUGAGCGGGCAAGGGCAGGGCCAGGCCUGCACUGGGGUCCCUGUUGACGUCUGUCUGGGCCGCGGUGCCUCCCUGGAGGCCUCCUGAGGCCUGCGCCAGAGUGGGCAAACACGCCCAGGGCUCCCUUGUGGCCCAUUUCCUCCUCCUGGGUGCAGACGACCAGGUGGCAGUGACGCUGGCAGCCGCAGACGCCUUUGAGCAGGGCCUGGAAGGCAGGAGCCGGGCGUGGCUCCCAGGGAGGCCAUUUCCCCUGCUGUCCCUUCAGUGCCCACCCGUCGACCCCAAUGCCAGAACCCCACACAGAGCCCAGCAGCUGGCCGUGUCACCUCAGUGACUGCCCCAUGCAUAGAGUGCUUGGGUCUCGAGGCCAGGCUGCGGGUACUUCCAGUCCACAGUCUGCCUAUGCUGGGGUCCAGAUCACGACCAGGUCAGGGAGGGACCCUAGCACUGCCACGACCAUGCAUAUCCCUGACGGGCUCACCUGCACUUGGCUCUUGUGUAUUUGUAUCAUUAGUGUCCUCACCACAACCAAAAUUAAGUGCUGGAAUCGCCACCCCCAAACCCCCGACAGACUGCUUCAAGCUAACGCUGGGACUUGAUGCAGCUGAAUCCAGGGGCCUGACCCACAUCCUCACUUCAGUUCCUCCCAUGCUGACUCUCCAAUCUCCAUGCUGGAGGAGAGCUGAUGCGCCCCCUCGUCCUGGUGGUCCACGCCAUGGAAGUCCACAGUCCAGCAGUCCUUUCCUUCCUCCGCUUCCUGCAGUUUGCAGAGUGGGCUGUGACGGCGGCUCCCGGUCUGAGGCCCGCCCCCAGCCCAUUCUCUGGAACCUGGUGGGAAGGCAGCCUGCCAGGCCACCUGGAUGGAGAACAGGAGAGAGGGAGCACACGAGGGCAGCACGACUGGGCUCUCAGCCACUCACGAUCACCGAGGGCUUCAAGAGGUAGGGGCUGCCACUGCUUCCUCCCUGACACUGGCCUCUGGCUGCCGGGGUGCCCUGGGCCUUGUGCAGGGCAGGCUGGAAGAACCAGGGCACUACUCUGCAGGUGCAGCCCACGAACCCCAUGGUGGUCGAGUGCUGGCUGACCGACACCCUCUAGCGGGACAAGCGGGGUGCACGGUGGGUCCUGCACUCUUGUCCCCAGCAGCACUGAGCCCCUGCUGUCUACAGGCUGGAUGUGUUCGAUCCCAGACUGGGAUCUAACUGCUCUUAGAACAGGGAAGCUGACUCUCGGGGACCCGACGUGUCUCGGGGGGCUGGCCUGGUGAGCUGCUUGAUGGGACACAAAGCACAGGAUAUAAGGUCACACCCGUUCCCAGCUGCGGCCUUGCAGCUCGGAACUUGGCCUUUUCCCGGGACCUUCUCCACCGGCCAGCAUCUUGGCGGAGGAGACACCGAGUGGAGCCGAGCUGCUGCUGUCCCAGAGCAGCUGGCCUGGCUGGCCCAGUAGCUGGUGGCAAGGCAGAUCCCAGCCCAGAGUGGCAGAAUCACCCAGCUGCCCCCAGAGUCACAAGCAGUAAAUAUUGUUUUUCACGAGACCGACGUGGUUUUAAGCUGCUAGGUUUUGCAGCGGUUGGUUAGGUAAGGAUGGAUAACUACUACGGCUGUGCCACGUUUGGGGCAGAAGAUGGAAGUAAAGGAUAAAUGUAGGCGUGGGCUUUUGGCCCUAGUGGUUAAGAUGCCCAAGGUCAAAGCUGGUGCUGUGGCAUAGCAGAUUAAGCCUCAGCCUGCGAUGUCCGCAUCCCACAUAGGCGCCAGUUCAAGUCCCGGCUGCUCCAUUUCCGAUCCAGCUCCCUGCUAAUGCACCUGGGAAAGCAGCAGCAGAUGUCCCAAGUGCUUGGGCCCUGCACCCGCAUGGGAGACCGGGGAGAAUCUCUGGGCUCCUGACUUCAGCCUGCCCAGCCUCGGCCAUUGCAGCCACUUGGGGAAUGAACCAGCAGUUGGAAGAUACCUCUCUCUCUCCCUCCUCUGUAACUCUGCCUUUCAAAUAAAUUAAAAAAUAUAUAUUAAAAAAAAAAAAAAGACGCCCAAGGUCUGUAUGAGAGUGCGUGGGCUGGACUCCAGCCUCCCGCUGAUGCGGACCCUGCAAGGAAGGCGGUGGCGACUGCUCAAGUACUUAGGGCCCUGCCGCUCAGGACGGGACCUGGAUGGAGUUCCCACUCCUGGCUUCGGCCCUGGCUCCUCUGGGCUUGGGGAUAAAGCCACAGGUGGAAGUUCUCUGUUCUGACACUCAAAUAAAUGAAUAAUAAGUAAAAAUAAUGCUUCAGAAAGAA
Messenger RNA from Oryctolagus cuniculus (rabbit), 7061 nucleotides. It is a transcript of the gene SEC14L5, whose product is annotated as SEC14 like lipid binding 5. The record is from RefSeq and is a predicted model, not a curated record. Gene Ontology annotation, cellular component: cytoplasm. NCBI's taxonomy places the organism in Eukaryota, Metazoa, Chordata, Mammalia, Lagomorpha, Leporidae.